AUGGCAACUAGAAGAGCAUCUUGUGAGAAAUGGAAACAUGCUAUUGGUCCAAGGAUUUUUGGGAUUUUGGAGAAAACAAAGAAAGAAUCGGCUUGGUGCAUACCAAAGCUUGUUGGGGAGAGUUUAUAUGAGGAGAUGAGAUAUUACUGGGAUCCCAUGCAAGCAUGCUUGUGCUGCAAAGGCCAAUUGAAUGGGGAUCAUAUUGCUUAUGUUGAUGCUUGUUGCAAGAAUGAGGCCUUUAUGAGAGCUUAUAGUCCAAUGGUUCAUCCAAUGACAAGUGAAGACUUGUGGCCUAAGUGUCAUAAGCCUCCUUUGAUGCCACCACUUUAUCACAAACAACCUGGGAGACCAAGGAAGAAGAGGAUUAGGUCGGCAGGUGAACAACCAAGCAAAUCUAAUCAUACAACCACCAAGUUUCAAAGGUAUAACUUGGAAACCAAGUGUUCACUUUGUAGACAAGGAGGCCAUAAUAGGAGGAGCUGCCCUAAGGCAAAAGAAAGCAACAACAGUGAGGUCCCAUGUAAAAGAAAGGUGAAGAAAUCUGCCCAAGAUACGACAUCAACCAAAAGGGUUACAAGACAAUCAAGAGCCAAGCAACUUGUGAGAAGAAGGUUGGAAAUUAGUCAGUGUUCUCAAAGUCCUCAUGGUUCUGAAUCAGCCCAAGCUUCCCAAACUGCCCCAGCCCCAGCAUCUCAAACUGCCCCAGCCUCAGCAUCUCAAACUGCCCCACCUUCAGAAACUGCCCAAGUAUCUCAAAGUGGCCAAGCUUCAGAAACUCCAAAAAAAAAGAGGUUUAAGUCUCCUGCAAAAAGGAUGAAAUUUCCCAACAAGAAGGAUGGUUCUCAAACUCUGCAAGGCUCUCAAUCUGUGCAAGGAACUGAAUCUGUGCAAGCUUGUCCAGUUUCUCAAAUUGGCCAAAGUUCUCAACCUGCCCAAACUUCUCAAACUAUGCAAGGAUCUUAA
Prunus armeniaca (apricot) is the source of this 963-nucleotide messenger RNA. Lineage: Eukaryota; Viridiplantae; Streptophyta; Magnoliopsida; Rosales; Rosaceae. The record is from the annotation of a GenBank genome assembly.